UUAAAACUGUGGCCUUCCAAAAAUGAGUCUGUUGGCAAAUUUAUACUGACCCAUCCCUGUUUUUAUAUAUACCAUCUUCAUGUUCUUUAGGGCCGUUUUCUCAAAGCGAACUUGAAGGUAUUGACCUUGCAGUUCUUCCCUAACAUCGAACGAGGAUGAAAGUUCUGGAAGGAUUUGUGGAUCUGUGAGCUGAUUUUACAAGGCUUGCGAGGUGUUUCCAAACCUUCGGGACUUAAGAGUAGAAAAGGCGGGGUGGUGCGCUACCUAGGGAUAUAUCACAGGGAGAAAGCGCCGCGUUAAGACCUUCGGUUGAGAGUGUGUAGUUUAAUCACCGCCUGCGGCAGCGACGGGGGCAAGCCCCCUCCCCACCUGCCACCCCAGCGGCGCUUCUCGGGUUUCCUUGGUGCCGCGCGCCAAUUGCUUCCGGGUCGCGGCGGACGUCGUUUCCGUAGCAGCAUGGCGGCCACAGAGGACGAGCGGCUGGCGGGGAUCGCUGAGGGAGAGCGGCUGGAUUUCCUGCGGGACCGGCACGUGCGGUUCUUCCAGCGCUGCCUCCAGGUCUUGCCAGAGCGCUACUCUUCGCUGGAGACCAGCAGGUUGACUAUUGCAUUUUUUGCACUCUCCGGACUAGAUAUGUUGGACUCCUUAGACGUGGUGAACAAAGAUGAUAUAAUAGAGUGGAUUUACUCCCUGCAGGUCCUUCCCACAGAAGACAGAUCAAAUCUAAACCGCUGUGGUUUCCGAGGCUCUUCCUACCUGGGUAUUCCAUUCAAUCCAUCAAAGAAUCCUGGAACCGCUCAUCCUUAUGAUAGUGGCCACAUAGCAAUGACCUACACUGGCCUUUCAUGCCUAGUUAUUCUUGGAGACGACCUAAGCCGAGUAAAUAAAGAAGCUUGCUUAGCAGGCUUGAGAGCCCUUCAGCUAGAAGAUGGAAGUUUUUGUGCAGUACCUGAAGGCAGUGAAAAUGACAUGCGAUUUGUAUACUGUGCUUCCUGUAUUUGCUAUAUGCUCAACAACUGGUCCGGCAUGGAUAUGAAAAAAGCCAUCAGCUAUAUUAGAAGAAGUAUGUCCUAUGACAAUGGCUUGGCGCAAGGAGCUGGACUUGAGUCUCAUGGAGGAUCAACUUUUUGUGGCAUUGCAUCACUGUGCCUGAUGGGUAAACUAGAAGAAGUUUUUUCAGAAAAAGAAUUGAACAGGAUAAAGAGGUGGUGUAUAAUGAGGCAACAAAAUGGUUAUCACGGAAGACCUAAUAAGCCUGUUGACACCUGUUAUUCUUUUUGGGUGGGAGCAACUUUAAAGCUUCUGAAAAUUUUCCAGUACACUAACUUUGAAAAAAAUCGAAAUUACAUCUUAUCAACUCAAGAUCGCCUCGUAGGGGGAUUUGCCAAGUGGCCAGAUAGUCAUCCAGAUGCUUUGCAUGCAUACUUUGGAAUUUGUGGCCUGUCACUAAUGGAGGAAAGUGGCAUUUGUAAAGUUCAUCCUGCUCUGAAUGUAAGCACACGGACUUCUGAACGCCUACGAGAUCUCCAUCAGAGCUGGAAAACCAAGGACUCUAAACAAUGCUCAGAGAAUGUACACAUCUCCACAUGACUGACUUUAGAUUGGGAAGCGGGGUGGGGGGAUUUGUAGCGUAACUGUAGCUCAAGGUUAAAAGCCAUGUAUAACCAAGUGUGCUCUUUUUUUCAGAGGUAGAGUCUUACAAUCGAAUCUUGUGCCAAUGUCACUUUGGUAUAUGGUCUUGAGCCAGUAACCUUUGUACUAGGUUUCAAGAAAAUCUUUGUUGGAGUUUGAACCACGGUGGACUCUGUUGUGGUUCUUAAUGUUUAUACUGUAUUUCUAAGUUCUUUGAGGUAAAUUAACUGUAUGUAUGUAGGUUUAUCUUUUUAAAAAACUCUUCAGUACAAAGUUGUAUCGUAUUAUAAAAUGGACACAAAUCUUCAAAAGAAGUUUACAGUUCACAUAGCUGUGAUAAUCGGGUGAACACUUAGUGAUCAUUUAAAAAGCUUGACUGCUGAUGGUAGAACAUUGCUUUAAUGAAUUAAGUAUCUGGGAUUAUUCUUUGAAAACAGAUGAUCCCAUAAUUUUUAAAAAGAAUGACUUAUUUUGUCUUUUUCUUAAGUAAAAUGUGCCAAUUAAACUUUUGUGUAUAAAUGAAAGUAACUUCAUAGCAAAAAUGAAUAGGCUUAACUAAUCUAAUAAUUUUCUAAUAGAUUGUUUUAAGAAGACUAUUAUGUAAUUGAAGGAAAAGUAAUUUAACUAUGUGAUCAUGAAUGUGAAAGUUUUGUGUUGUGUGGGUCAUUUAUUUUAGAUGUUGCUGAGGUCAGUAAUAGUUAUGUUUGAUUUUAAUCUCAAAUCAUUAGUUGCUUUUUUGCAGAGAAAAUAGUCAUCUGUAAGGGAAGACAUCUAGUGAUUUUAUUUUUCUGAGAUACAUGAUAUUGUAAAUUGUACUUUUAUAACAGUUAUUUUUAGCCACUUGAACUUUUUUUCUUUAGUUUGUUGCCACUAGUGUGCUAGCUGCUCUAAUUUGAAACUGAUGAUUUUCUAAUUUUUUCAAAGUAAGUAAGUAAACAUGUAAGUAAAAAAAAAAAAAAAAGCACCGCUCAACUAAAUUUAAUGGUAUCACUCCGUACAUGGUCAUUUAUAUUUUUGUAUUUUCAGGUAAGUGGGAGGGAAACGUACUAUUUAGGGGUUGAGGACUGGGAUUUUGCUUUGUUUUGUUUUCUUCAUUCUAUGACCUAGCUAAUUGUAAUGAAGUUAAAGUCUUGGUGAUAAUAAAUAUUGGCUUUUUAGUUUUAAAAGUAUCAGUAUAAAAAUUAAAUUACUACUAUCACUGUUUAGGUAUUGUAAUACUUAAAUUUUUAUUUUUAUUUCUUAGAGUGAAGAAAAAACCCUUAAAUAAUGGCCCUUCCCAAAGGAAAUCUAGUGUAUAUUUGGAAAAAUGGUUCAUUUCAUAUUGGCGUGCUUAGUUUUAAACCUCAAUUUGCCGAAGUCAACUUUUUUUUAAAAUUAGAAAUAAAGCCAAUUUUCUGAUGGUGGGGAAAAAAUAAGCUUAACAACAGAUGUCAUCUUUCCAAAUGUUAUUCCAGUUGCACCUGUUUAAGUCCUGACAAAUUAGGACGUCUAUGUCUCAAACUAAGUCAUCUCUUAGACAUGAGGAAUUAAAAUGGUAUGUAUGCUUUAGAACUAUAUAAAAAGCCCAAAUUGUUUUUCCUGAAUUGCCAUUCAUGGUUGGAAUUGCCAUAUUAAUAAAUGAAGGAGAAUUUCAA
Molecule: messenger RNA, 3266 nt
Organism: Camelus dromedarius (Arabian camel)
Lineage: Eukaryota; Metazoa; Chordata; Mammalia; Artiodactyla; Camelidae
Gene: PGGT1B
Product: protein geranylgeranyltransferase type I subunit beta
Exons: 9
Coding region: 457-1590 (377 amino acids)
Biological process (GO): protein geranylgeranylation
Cellular component (GO): CAAX-protein geranylgeranyltransferase complex
Molecular function (GO): CAAX-protein geranylgeranyltransferase activity
Source: RefSeq, a predicted model, not a curated record